Melanotaenia boesemani (Boeseman's rainbowfish) is the source of this 7330-nucleotide messenger RNA. RefSeq names its product cadherin-23-like. Gene Ontology annotation, biological process: homophilic cell-cell adhesion. Gene Ontology annotation, molecular function: calcium ion binding. Gene Ontology annotation, cellular component: plasma membrane. The coding region runs from base 147 to 5945 and encodes 1932 amino acids. The transcript has 37 exons. Lineage: Eukaryota; Metazoa; Chordata; Actinopteri; Atheriniformes; Melanotaeniidae. The record is from RefSeq and is a predicted model, not a curated record.
GAAACUUAACGGCAUUCCUCUUUUAUUCAUUGCAUCUUUUAUUGGAAGUAUAGAAGGUGUCCAUCACUAUUCUGGAUGAAAAUGACAACAGUCCGGAGUUUGAUAUUACAUCGGAUACUUCUGUGAGCGUCGCAGAAGACACACCCAUGGGUAAAAAAGUGGCAGUGGUGCUGGGAAGGGACAGAGAUGCUGGAUUAAAUGGACUGGUGAAUUUCACUCUGGUGGCAGGCAACAUGCAGGAUGUGUUUAAGAUCAAGACAGUCAACAACAGCUAUGGCGAGGUUUUUGUCAAUGCUCCUCUGGACCGAGAGUCAGUCGACCGCUACCUAUUAAAGGUGCGUGCCACUGACAAUGGCUCACCGCCCAGAUACACAGACCACUCGCUCACAAUCAACAUCCUGGACGUCAAUGAUAAUGCACCUGUUAUUGAAAGCCCGAGGGGCUACAAUGUCAGCGUAAGCGAGAAUGUGGGAGGAGGUACAUCGGUUCUCCGAGUGAUGGCCACUGAUCGAGACAUUGGUCCCAACGCUAUGCUGUUUUACUACAUCACUGCUGGAAACCAGGACCUAACCUUCCGCAUGGACCGUGUGACCGGGGAGAUGGUGACACGUCCAGCCCCUCCUGAUCGAGAGCGCCAGCAGGAGUAUCGACUCACUGUCACUGUGGAGGAUGACGGCGCUCCACCUCUGUCGACCUCAACCACCAUCUAUGUUCACAUUGUGGAUGAAAAUGAUAAUGCCCCAGAAUUCCGUGAGGAGGAGUACGUCACAGUGUUGAGCGAGGGACCAGAGACAGUUGGAGCCACGAUUGCUACAGUAACGGCCAUCGACCCAGAUGAGGGUCUGAAUGGCACCCUAAGAUAUGCCAUCGCUGCGGGUAACCUGAUUCAGACCUUUAACAUCAACAGCAUCACGGGGAUAAUCACUGCCGUGAAGGAGUUGGACUAUGAGAUCAGCAAUGGACAUUAUAUACUGGUUGUCACAGCAACUGACCAGUGUCCAAAGCCUGCUCUUCGCUUGACAUCUAGCACAACAGUAUUGGUGAAUGUCUUAGAUGUGAACGACGUCACACCUACUUUCCCGAGAGCUUAUGAGGGACCCUUUGAGGUGACCGAGGGUCAGCCAGGACCCCGGGUGUGCACUCUUCGUGCCAGUGAUGCAGACUCCGGUCUCAACGGAAAAGUGGAGUACAGCAUCACCGGUGGAGAUAACCAAAAUGAGUUCAUGGUUUCUCCUGUGGAGGGGGAGCUUCGAGUGAGGAAGGAUGUAGAGCUGGAUAGAGAGACCACAGCGUUCUACAACAUCACCGUCACAGCUAGAGACCUUGGAACACCAUCUCGCAACAGUUCUGUGGUGGUGGGGGUAUUUGUCCAAGAUAUUAAUGAUAACGACCCAGUAAUCCUUAACCUGCCUUACAACACAAGUGUGAGUGAAUGGGCUCCCAUACACACCUCUGUGGCCAGAGUUGGAGCACAAGAUGCAGACAGUGGACGUAACGCACUGCUCACAUACAACAUCACUUCUGGGAACCUGGAUGGAGCCUUCUACAUCAAUGACACAACAGGUGUGGUGCAGGUGAACAGACCACUCGACAGAGAGCGAGUACCUGAGUACACACUUACUAUAACUGUCAAGGACAACCCAGAGAAUCCCCGCAUAGCUCGCAGGGAUUCAGACUUCUUGGUCAUCACCAUUCUGGAUGAAAAUGACAAUAGGCCUAUUUUCACCAGGAGCAGCUACAGAGCUGAAAUCACAGAGAACUCUGCUGCAGGCAGCACUGUAACUGUUUUAAAUGGACCGGUUCUGGCUGAGGAUAGAGAUAUUGGGCCUAAUGCUGUGGUGAAGUACCGCCUGCUUGGAGCAAGAGUUGACCUCUUCACUGUUGACGCCAAUACCGGCAUUAUACUGGUCCGUCAAGGAGCAAAGUUGGAUCGGGAAGCUUUUCAGGAGCCUCGUGUUGAGCUGAUUCUGGUUGGGGAGGACAUAGGAGGUUUAAAUAACACCGUCCCCCUCACAGUGACAAUCUUGGACCAGAAUGACAACUCUCCUGUCUUCAAUCCAUCUAGUUUUAGUGUUCGACUCCCUGAGAACAGCCCAACUGGUGUGGUGGUGACCCAGCUGUCUGCCACCGAUGCUGACUCCGGCUCUAACGGCUGGCUUACGUAUCGGCUGGAAAGUGGCGCUCAGGACCGUUUUGUGGUUGACCCGGUCUCUGGUGCUGUCUUGGUGGGCAACACCACACUCGACAGAGAAGAACGUGGCUCCUACCGCCUUGUGGUGAUGGCAACUGAUCGCGGCACGCCCCCGUUGUCAGGCACUGCUACCCUGACAGUCAUCCUGGAUGAUGUCAAUGACUCAAGGCCACGUUUUAUAGAGCCUGUAACCGUGAUAAAUGUCAAUGAGUCCACACCACCUGGGGUGGUGGUAGCUACGCUGACUGCUGAGGAUCCUGAUCUGUAUCCCCGGCUCGAGUAUUACAUCAUCUCAGUGGAGGCAAAGGACGAUGGGAACAACCCAGUGAAUGGCCUGCAACAGUCCUUUGGCAUUGAUUUACACACAGGCGCAGUGUUUGUGCGCAACCCUCUCAACCGAGAGCUGGUAGCUACAUUCGAGAUCAUCGUGUCUGUCCAUGACAAUGCCAGCGAAGUCAUCGACAAGUCCGUCAGUGUUCCCAAUGCGAAACUAACCAUCAACGUGUUGGAUGUAAAUGACAAUGCCCCUCGUUUUCGGCCAUUUGGUGUUACCAACUUCACUGAGAAGAUUUUAGAAGGAGCUCAGCCAGGCACAACGCUGCUGUCAGUGUCAGCUGUAGAUCCUGAUAAAGGUCCCAACGGCCAGGUUAUGUACCAGCUGCUCCACCUGCCUCGAGGAGGAUAUGUUAGAUUGGAAGACCCUGCCAUUGGAAAGAUUGUAGCCAACCAGACAGUGGAUUUUGAGCAAGUACAGUGGCUGAAUUUCACCAUACAGGCUCAGGACCACGGCACGCCUCCUAGGAGUGCCGAGCUGCCAGUUUUCCUGCUUAUAGUGGAUGUCAAUGACAACAACCCUGUCUUUCUACAACCAUCCUAUCAGGAGCCAGUGUUUGAGAAUGUGAAUUUGGGCUCCACCAUAGUUCGAGUCAGAGCUACAGACGCUGAUUCUGGCCUAUUUGCUGUCAUUGAGUACAGCCUGGUAGAUGGGGAGGGCAAAUUUGGCAUCAAACCAUCAACUGGAGAGAUCUAUAUCCUCUCCCCUCUGGACAGAGAGACAAAGGACCACUACACUUUAACUGCUGUUGCUCGAGACAAUCCCGGCGGAAGCCCCAAUAACAGAAGAGAGAACUCCGUCCAGGUCCUGGUGACAGUCCUGGAUGUUAACGACUACCAACCCCGCUUCACACAGCGAGUGUACAACACCAGUGUGUUUGAGAAUGAGCCCAGUGGUACAUCCGUGAUAACAAUCAUGGCUGUUGACCUGGACGAAGGCGAGAAUGCUGCAGUACUUUACAAAAUGCUCGGGCCACUUUCAGAUGCAUUCUCCCUAGAUCCAAACACAGGACUUGUGCGUUCCCGGCGUCUGCUUCAGUCUUCAGAACGUUUCAACUUCACUGUGGUGGCUACAGACCAGGGACGUCCUCCUCUAUGGGGCACUGCAAACCUGAUCAUCACAGUCAUAGAUGUCAAUGACAACAGACCUGUGUUUGUCAGGCCGGCUAAUGGAACCAUCAUCCAUAUCUCUGAGGAGCAGCCACCAGGCCUGCCAGUAUAUGAGGUGUAUGCAACAGACUCUGACGAAGGAGUGAAUGGAGAGGUUCGCUACGCCUUCCUGCAGACUGGUGGGGGGAAUAGAGACUGGGAAAACUUCCAAAUCAAUGCCAUGUCUGGAGUCAUCACCACUACUGUAAAACUGGACCGGGAGAAACAGGCCCUCUACAGCCUUAUCAUUGUGGCCCGUGACAUGGGCCAGCCUGUGCCUUAUGAGACCACUCAGCCUCUGCAGGUGGCGCUGUUGGACAUCGAUGAUAAUGAACCUGUCUUCCUCAAACCACCGCGUGGCAGCUUGCCUUACCAGAAGAUGACAGUGCCUGAGCACUCUCCUCCAGGUACUGUAGUGGGGAACACAACCAGGGCUGUGGACGCUGAUGAAGGACCCAAUGCUGUUGUCUACUAUUUCAUUGCAGGAGGAAACAGCGAUGGAAACUUUGGCUUGAGCUUAGAUGGAGAACUGAAGGUUUUUAAGGAUCUGGACAGGGAGGAGACACCAGUCUACUCCAUCUUCAUCAAGGCUUCCAGCAACCGGAGUUGGACCCAACCCAGGGGUCAGAGGUCAUUACAAACCAAAGCCCUGGAUCCUUCUCUUGACCCAAGCCUGCUGGAAGUCCGAAUUGAACUGGAAGACAUCAAUGACCAGACACCACGCUUCACUAAGGCAGAAUACACUGCAGGAGUAGCAGCAAAUGCCAAAGUGGGUUCAGAGUUAAUUAAAGUGGUUGCUGUAGACAAUGACAUCGGCAACAACAGCAUUGUCCAGUACCACAUUGUCACCAUCCGCUACUUCCAGUCCCAGAGCAACGGCAGUGAGGAUGUCGGGAGUAUCUUCACCAUUGGUUUGACAGACGGACUCAUCCGCACCUAUGACCUCUUUACUGCCUACAAUCCAGGCUACUUCCAGCUGGAGAUUUUAGCAUGUGACUUUGCUGGACACAGUACAACCACUAACGUGAAUAUCUACAUUCUCCGGGAUGACCAGAGGGUGAAAAUAGUCUUUAAUGAGAUUCCUGAUUUUGUUCGCGAAAACCAGGAAGAUUUCAUCAACCUGCUGUCCAACAUCACCGGUGCCAUUGUAAAUUUAGAUGACAUACAGUUUCACGUGGACAAGAAAGGCAGAGUGAACUACGCCAUGACUGACAUGCUCAUUCACUUUGUCAACAACCAGACCAACACCAUCCUCGAUGUUGAAAGGGUAAUCCAGAUGAUUGAUGAGAACAAAGAGCAGCUUAGAAAUCUUUUUAGGACACACAGUGUUGUGGAUGUUCAGCCAGCUGUUGGUGACAAACUCCCUGAUGACAUCUCCACACUGCAGAUGGCCAUCAUUAUCUUGGCUGUGCUGCUGUGCUUGGCAGGAAUUUUGUUUGCAACAAUGAAUUGGCACUAUCGCAGAGUACACCAGAGGAAGCUGAAAGCAGUCGUUGCAGGAUCAACAGGAAACCAAGGUCUAAUGGAUAUCCUGGACAUGCCCAACACCAACAAAUACUCUUUUGAGGGGGCUAACCCGGUGUGGUUGGACCCAUUCUGCCGUAACCUGGAGCUGGCUGCUCAGGCUGACCAUGAGGACGACCUGCCUGAGAACCUCAGUGAGAUAACUGACCUAUGGAACAGUCCUGCUCGUACUCAUGGCACUUUUGGUCGGGAGCCUCAAGCAAAGCCGGAGGAUGAUCGCUACUUGAGAGCAGCCAUUCAGGAGUAUGACAACAUAGCUAAACUGGGUCAGAUCAUGAGAGAGGGGCCUAUCAAGGGUUCCCUGCUCAAAGUGGUCCUGGAUGACUACCUAAGGCUGAAAAAGCUCUUUGCAGCUCGGCUCGUCACCGUCUCCACCAGCCAGGGAGACCAGUCAUCAAUCACUGAGCUCAUCCAGAGUGAUCUGGACACCGAUGAGGAUGAGCAUCUGGGCCUGGGGGGAGGUCGCGGCACUCUGCGCUUCAAGCACAAGCUUCCUAUGGAGUUAAAGGGGCCUGAAGGCGUGCACGUUGUUCACGGCAGCACAGGAACCCUCUUGACCUCUGACCUCAACAGCUUGCCUGAGGACGACCAGCGGGCCCUGGCACGUUCUCUGGAAGCACUGAAUACUGAUGGAGUUUUGUAUUCUGAGCGCAAUGCCCGCACAGAGUCGGCCAAGUCAACACCAAUGCACCGUCACAAGAAUGGGAACACCCUGUCAGAGAGUCCACUGGAGAUCACAGAAUUAUGACUAGCCGAGGCCUCGCUGGUCUGAGAGCAACCAUGACUUGUGUGUGUCCUUGUGCCUCUCGCUGCCACCUUGAUAAGGGUGGGAAUGACUGGAGAGGAGUGUGUGUAGUCUAGGGAAUCUCAUCAGCCAACCGCAGUGCAGCCUGCUAGAGGACUUCACUCACCACUGGGCUGGGUUGAGUGGAUCUUAUGUUGACGAUGGUCUUGAGAAGGUUUAUUCAAAUGAAAGAAAAAGAAAAGCCACACGCAGGACGCAAGUCUUCAGCGAGACAAAAGACAACUGGAAACAUUAAAUGUCGUCCAAAGAGCUAAGUGGAGGACAUGGUCUCAGUCUCCUCAUGGGAAAAAUUUGUUGAACCAUGACCUUAAUAUCGUCAAAACGUGCCUCAUUCUCAUUGAUCCUUUUGAAGUUAUGCCUGGACUGCAGACACUCACACACACAAAUACAAAUACACACACUAAAGAAUAAGAAUAUACACACACAUUAAGACCAGCAGAUGGCCAAUAAUGGAACAGAAAAAAUUAUAUAAUCAGGCUGAUAUUUUCAUCUUUUGGCAAGAUGAUUUACUCAGUGCUGAGUGGGCUUGGAUGGGAAGAUUUUUCUUUUUCAAUGGAUACAUUUUGAUGUUUGGAAAGAAUCAAUGAAUAUUUCACAUUGGAUCUUGCAUUAUUAUCAAAGUGAUGGUUACUCUGGUGAGGAGUGACAAGAUGCUUUGUCAUUAUUGUAUUUUGGUGCAAGAGUUUUUUGUUUAAAAAAAAAAAAAAAAGUACAGAGUACUCCAGUCUGGAUGGAUAGGAGCAAACCUUCAUACAAUGGUCCACCUCUCCAUCGUUAACAUGGCUGUGACAGUCAUACAAGGAGAACCCGUAACUAAAUGAUUUCAUAAAUGACUGAAGAUGGAGGUUGCUGUCUGGGACUGAAGCCAGAGAAAAAGAAAAAAAAAAGUUUGAUUUAUAAGGCAAUUAAAGACUUAUAAAUAGAAAAAAAAAUAUUUUGAUAAACAUAAAGAUGGCAUUGUGGCCACACAGACUUUACACUGCCACCUGGGGGAGUAAAUGUCAUGCUCAAAAUGAGCAGUUUUGCUUUAUUUUUUUACUUUAUAAAUUAAAGAUGGAAUAAAAUUAUUUUUUAAGAAAAAUGCUGGCUUACCAAAACAGGUAAUAAUGUUUGGAUGUUUGGAGUCCGAGUAUAUUGUUCUAUGGUGACAUGUCAAUUUGCUUCCUUUAUAUGACAACUGAUGCUGUUUGACGAGUGAUGUGUUUUAAAAAAUUAAUUUUUUAUAUUCUCAUUUUGUAAGUUUUUAUUUCUGUCAUUGUCACCAGCCCUGAGAUCUGUGUUGGGAAAUGUUGUGGGAUGAUCUGUGAUAAUAAAAGAAAUAUGCAACG